AUGAUUUCUAUUUAAUAAGGAGAUAAAUUAGAAUGCUUUAAGAUUGAUAAUCACUUCAUUGGAACUUUAACAUUAUUAAAUAAUUAUCCAUCUCAGUAUUUCGUAUUUUUUAUCUAUAGUCAAUGUGGUUUCAAAAUAAGAACCAAUAAUACUCAAGAUAUUCAAGUGUUACCUCAUAUAGGUUCCUUUAAAGGAUAAACUUACAAAAUUACAGUUAAAUGUGAAAAGUUCUAAAGUAAGUAUUAUUAUAGAUGAUUAAGAAAAUGCUAAAUUGUAAAUAUUGGUAGCUAAUAUAAAUGAUCAAAAUUUCAAUAAAAAUGAUCCAAAGUUGCUAGCAUAAUAUUUUGAGGCAAAUAGUAAUAAUCCAUAAGUUGAAAAAAUAAAAAUUGAGAUUGUUACUAUUGAUUAAAAUUUAUUAAUAAAGUAAUCAAGUAUCAUCAAUUAAUCAGCUUUUUAAAAUAGAUAUUAUGAAGAUCAAAUGUAUGGAAAAUAAGAGUUUACAUAUAAAUAAAAUGCACUUUUAAUGAAAACUGGAUAACCAUAAUCAUAAUAAAUAUAAGAUGCUUCUUAAUCUAUAAGUAGAGAAUUUAAUGAUGACUAAAGAUAGUUUAUUACGUAACCUACUUUUUAGAUACAAUAUUAAACAUUUUCAAAAUAAUCUUCAGGUUCUUAAAAUAACAUUUUGAAUGGUUAACCUCAAAAGUUAUAAAAGUAUCCAUAUUAUUAGCCUUAAAAUUUGAAUGGUUUUAAUUAGAAUCUUGAUGAAGAUCCUUAAGUAAAAAUGUUGAAUUCUAGAAUCUAAUCAUUGUAAAAUGACCUUGAAAAAUAACAAAUUGAAAAAAAGAGUUUAGAAUAAUAAAAGCAUUUGCUUAUAAGUAAUUAUUAAGAAAAAGAUUAAUAAAUAUUUGUUACUAUUUAACAUGUAUUAUUCUCAGCAAUCCUUUGUUUUCUGAUAGGUUAUGUAGCCACAAAUUGA
This is a messenger RNA of Paramecium pentaurelia, 976 nucleotides long. Lineage: Eukaryota; Ciliophora; Oligohymenophorea; Peniculida; Parameciidae. The record is from the annotation of a GenBank genome assembly.